ACAAGAAAUCAAACUUCAGGAAUUGGUGGAAUCUUUGCACUCAUCCCAGUCUGAGCAACAAUAGAUUAGGAAUGAGCUGUAAAUGGAGCUUGAAGAAAACAACAGACGGAUGGAGAAUCUUCCAACACGAAUGGAGCACAAUUUCAACAAAAUCUUGGAGCAAAAAUUCAAUAAUCUUCUACUAAAGAUGACCCCUGGGAAGGAUAAGGCAACAGAAGGGGACGACAGAGUGAUGAUAGAUCAGACACCAAUUUUGCCAACUCCACUAGCUCAUCAGAGGUUGCAAACGGAAGGGCAGGUUCAUAAAACCUUCAAGAAAGAUUGGAGAUCGUCUAGCUCAGCUACAAAUCAAUCUGCAAGGAACGAGACAUAUGGAAGUUCGCAUGUCAGACAAUUUAGUAGAGGAAAGGCUGACUACUACAAUGGAGAGGAAAUCGUGGAGUGCUAUUGCCAAGAAUCCUGCAAAAUAGUGUCUUCUUGAACUGCAGCAAAUCCAUCAAGAAGGUUCCAUGGAUAUAGAAAUUAUGGUGUAAUGAGGCCAGCAAAAUGCUUAAAUUUUAAUAAUUUUCGUAAUGGUUGGGCUGUGUUUAUUUAUUUUUUAUUACUAAUGAUGGAUUAAUUUUGAAUGGAGACAUCUCAUUCUUGCAA
Coffea arabica (coffee) is the source of this 648-nucleotide messenger RNA. Lineage: Eukaryota; Viridiplantae; Streptophyta; Magnoliopsida; Gentianales; Rubiaceae. The record is from RefSeq and is a predicted model, not a curated record.